Messenger RNA from Purpureocillium lilacinum, 1851 nucleotides. RefSeq lists its product as uncharacterized. The record is from RefSeq and is a predicted model, not a curated record. Gene Ontology annotation, molecular function: carbohydrate:proton symporter activity. Gene Ontology annotation, cellular component: membrane. Gene Ontology annotation, biological process: carbohydrate transport; transmembrane transport. Lineage: Eukaryota; Fungi; Ascomycota; Sordariomycetes; Hypocreales; Ophiocordycipitaceae.
AUGGCUUUGUUGUCAGACAAAGAUCGAACCGAGGGCGACCGGAACGAUGUCGACCGUCCGCACAUCAGUUUGGCGACCGGGCCUGUGCCACAACCUGGCCGCAAACCCGAGUCGAGGAACUCCAGCGCUGCGCCCCUACCGGAACGGCCCGGCGGCACAGAACCAUCAGAUGAGAUCAACUUGUUCACGCCCAUCUCCACCACGGCGACCGACACGCUCUGGCUUCCAGAUCUGCCGGCGAGUUCCGAUGACACAACACAGCGCAUUCGGCGAGGUCUAGCGGCCGAGAAGCACAUGACAUUUCUCAACUGCUGUCGGCGAUAUCCCAAGGCGAUUGGCUGGUCGCUCUUGCUCUUCCUCACUGUCGUCCUGGAGGCUUACGGCAAGGUCAUCAUCUCUGGCCUGCUCGCGUUCCCGACCUUCAAGCGGAAGUACGGACGACGAACGCCAUCCCUGGACAAGUUCCCAGACGAGAACUUUUACGAGAUCCCGUCCGAAUGGCAAAUAGCUCUGCAGAACGCGGCCGUGACCUGCGAGAUCAUCGGCUUACUCGCUCACGGGUACAUUACAUACGCGAUAGGGUAUCGAAAGGUGCUUAUUGCAACUCUGAGCUGGCUGUGUGUGGCUGUUUUCGCUGCUUUCUUCGCGCAAAACAUCGGUACUUUGGUAGCAUCACAGGCCCUGUGUGGCUUCAGUUGGGGUGUCAUCCAAACACUGGCAGCUACCUACGCUGCUGAAGUCGUGCCAUCUGGGCUUCGUGGCCAUAUCUUGAGCAAUGUCAACAUGUGCUGGGUCGUUGGACAGCUUCUCGGAACGGGCAUCCUGCGCGGUUUCGUCGACAAUCCUACGGAGUGGUCGUACCGCAUUCCGUUCGCCUUGCAAUGGGCAUUCGCGGUGCCUCUACUGAUUGGCGUAUGCUUUGCGCCUGAUAGUCCCUGGUGGCUUGUUCGCCAUGAGCGGCCGGAAGACGCCCGUUACUCUCUUCAGCGGCUCUCAAAUCGCGCGAGCCUUGCAAUCAACGAUACGCUUGCAAUGAUGGAGCACACCAACGCCAUCGAGAAGAAGCUGAACUACGGCGGCGCUACCUACAUGGACUGUUUCCACGGAGCAAACCGCCGUAGGACGGAAAUCUCAUGCGUGGUGUGGAUCUGCCAGGCCAUCUCUGGCGCUAUCUGGGCGGGAUACGCGCCCUACUUCUUUGAGCAAGCAGGCUUCAAUCCAUCGAACUCGUUCAACCUGUCGACAGGCAUGUACGGCUUGGCAAUCGUUGGGGGCAUGAUUGCUUGGGGCCUGCUGCUCAAGUUUGGCCGCCGAACGCUUUACCUGGCCGGAUUGUCGUCGGCAGUCGUUCUUCUCGUCAUUGGAGGCACGAUUUCGGCGGCCGGGAGUGGCGAUUCUGGCACCUCGUGGGCCCUGGGCGUUGUGAUCAUCCUGGCGACAUUUACCUACGAUUUAACACUCGGUCCCGUCUGCUACAUCCUGGUCGCAGAGGUCCCUUCGACUCGCCUACGGGUUAAGACGGUCGCGCUCGCCAGAGUCGCGUACAAUCUCGUCAUGCUCGUCAACCACGUCCUGGUCCUGAAGAUGCUAGACCCGACGGGCUGGAAUCUCGAGGGCAGGUCUUGCUAUGUGUACGCGGGAGCGGCACUCAUAUGUCUAGUCUGGUGCUACUUUCGGCUGCCAGAGACGAAAGGCCUCUCGUACUUGGAGCUGGAUAUCCUUUUCGAGAAGAGGGCUCCAACAGCCAAGUUUGUGCAGCUUCGGGACAAGCUUGCCAAUUCGGCCUAUUUUUCCAUGUCCAAUACGGAGCGGCUCAGGAAUACGUGGCAUGGCUGGCUGGCAUAUUCAUAG